AUGAUAGAAGAAGAGUUUAAUUUUUUAUUAAUAACAAUGGAUGAGGUGGUCCGGGGAGAAGAAGAGGCGGCGCAGGAGCUUCUACCGGGGUUCCGGUUCUUUCCGACGGAGGAGGAGUUGAUUUCGUUCUAUUUACACAACCAACUCCAAGGCCGGCGUAGGGAAAUCCACCGCGUCAUUCCGGUGCUCRACAUAUACAGCAUUGAGCCUUUCAAUCUCUCCAGGUAUUCGGGGGAGAGGUGCAGGAGGGAGAGGGAGCAGUGGUUUUUCUUCGUGAAGCAGCAGGAUAGGGAAGCGAGGGGAGGGAGGCCCAACAGAACGACGUCGUCCGGGUCCGGAUAUUGGAAGGCCACCGGCUCUCCCGGUUACGUCUACUCCUCCGACAACCGGGUCAUCGGACUCAAGAAAACCAUGGUGUUUUAUAAAGGGAAGGCUCCCACCGGAACGAAGACCAAGUGGAAGAUGAACGAGUACAAAGCCAUUCAAGAUCACCAAACUUCCUCUAGUUCCACUCCCGAGUUGCGACAUGAGUUCAGUUUGUGCCGAAUUUACGUCGUGUCGGGAAGCUUUCGAGCCUUUGAUCGGCGCCCAUUGGAAGUUUGCAACUGACAUACGGCGGCGGAGGGGAGGACGGCACGCUACUGUCUUCUUCUUUCUUUUCUCUAUAAGAAAUAUUUAUUAUUAAUUUUUUGUUUUGAAGUUGCCAAAUUUUGUCAUUUAGAAAAUAAAUACCUUCGAGAAGUGUUAAGGCAGGAGAUGAAUGAUUAAAUUAUACUUUCUAAUGCUUGAUUUAA
Messenger RNA from Momordica charantia (bitter melon), 794 nucleotides. Its product is annotated as NAC domain-containing protein 90. Gene Ontology annotation, molecular function: DNA binding. Gene Ontology annotation, biological process: regulation of DNA-templated transcription. Lineage: Eukaryota; Viridiplantae; Streptophyta; Magnoliopsida; Cucurbitales; Cucurbitaceae. The record is from RefSeq and is a predicted model, not a curated record.